CGUAAACAAAAGCAAUCAACAUCCGACAAGGACAAAACUUUUUCAGUGAAAUUCUCGUCUUUGGCGUUGAAUUUCUCUGGACUCCAAAGAGUAUCGCAAGUCAAUUAUAGAUAUGCUAUUAAGUGCCUCUAAGGCAAUAUUUCACAUAGAAAACUUUGGCCCGAAAACGAAAGAGAAAGAAGAAAAUAUGCCGUCAAUAUAUAGCAGUAACAACAUGUUGUCCAGUAAACAGUUGUGUGUUAGUCUGUGUACCGGGCCUCAGCAGUGUUCCUGAUGUUCCCCACGCCGUCAAUGUGUCAUUUAUGACAGAGGGCACCGGUGUGGGGGUUUCGAAAGAGCCCCCUGUCAACGCUAAACGUCUGCUCACAGAUUAUGUGAACGGUUUAGUGGACAUGCAACAUACAGCCUCGAGUGUGUGUGCGAGUUCUAAACUUAAGAUGCGCUUUGAAAUCACUCUGACCGAUAGCAUUGUGGUAGCCUGGGAUACAAUCAUGCUGGGACGGAGUCUCUAUGUGGAGAUUCCUAACGGCAUCCUCCCAGAAGGCUCCAAGGAAAGCUUUGUUACUCUUCUAGAGUACGCGGAAGAACAGCUUAAAUGCCAUCACGUCAUUGUGUGCUUCAAGAAGGAACGCUCAGAUCGAGCAUGCCUCAUCAGAACAUUUAUGUUCCUGGGGUUUGCCGCUGUGAGUCCGGGAAACCCACUGGUCCCAAAUGUGGGUGACCUUUUGUUCAUGGCCUACGAUAUCGAGUAAUCCCGACUGAAGCCUCGUUACUUACCCACUAGAGGCUGUAUGUAGGGUAAAAUAGUAUGUCAGUGAGUUUGUGACUGAACAAUAACUUCAUAACAACAUUAUAACAAAGAUAUGAAUCUGGAUUUUAGAAUCACUACAGGAUAACACACUAGGCUUCCCUAAUAUUAUACUCAUUGCAGCCAAAAAUAUACAGUCUUGUAUAUAGCGAUGUGAUCACUUGAAUGAAACGACUAUUUCUUGAAUAUGGAUUCUACAAGCAGAACAAGAUGAUUAUUU
Messenger RNA from Owenia fusiformis, 1028 nucleotides. The record is from the annotation of a GenBank genome assembly. Lineage: Eukaryota; Metazoa; Annelida; Polychaeta; Sabellida; Oweniidae.